GGUGCUAGGGUUUGGCUCGAGAUGGGGAAGGCAAAGAGCAAGGGCCCUAAAUUCGCGGCGGUGAAGAAGAUUAUCACCAAGAAAACCAUCAAUAAGUACAAGGAGGAUGUGCUGAACCACAAGAAGAAGGACGUGGACAAGGAGAAACUCGGCCGGAAUGUGCCGCAGGUUUCGUCGGCGUUGUUCUUCAGCUACAACACAGCAUUGGGGCCGCCGUAUCGGGUGAUUGUGGAUACCAACUUCAUCAAUUUCUCGAUACAGAAUAAGCUGGAUUUGGAGAAGGGAAUGAUGGAUUGCCUUUAUGCAAAAUGUACCCCAUGUAUCACGGACUGUGUUAUGGCUGAGCUUGAAAAGCUGGGGCAGAAGUAUCGUGUGGCCUUGAGAAUUGCCAAGGACCCUAGGUUCCAAAUAUUAGCAUGCACACACAAGGGAACCUAUGCUGAUGACUGCAUUGUGGAGAGGGUCACUCAGCACAAAUGCUACAUAGUUGCUACUUGUGAUAGAGAUUUGAAAAGGAGGAUAAGAAAGGUUCCUGGUGUUCCAAUCAUGUACAUCACAAGACAUAGGUAUUCGAUAGAACGGCUCCCUGAGGCCACAAUUGGUGGAGCACCAAGAAUCUGAUCGGUGCAGACAUGAGAUGUCCUGGGAUGUAAUACUGUGGCGGUACUUGUCCAUCUGACCAAGUCAAUGUUUCAUGUUUGAAGCCACGGCAAGGACUAGGAUAAGAAUGCUGCUUUGUAGGUUGAGCUUACUGUAACUACUAAGAAAUUUUUAUUAUGUACCAACCUUAUCAUUUCUACAAUGUUGCGGGAUGUCUGAAGUAAUUCUUUGUUAAAAGAUCGGGUAUCCUGCUCCCUUUUGCUUCUCAA
Molecule: messenger RNA, 869 nt
Organism: Zea mays
Lineage: Eukaryota; Viridiplantae; Streptophyta; Magnoliopsida; Poales; Poaceae
Product: rRNA-processing protein FCF1 homolog
Exons: 9
Coding region: 22-621 (199 amino acids)
Cellular component (GO): small-subunit processome
Source: RefSeq, a predicted model, not a curated record